AUGAUCGAACUCGUGAUUGAAGUCGCAUUCUAUAUUUCCACCGCCGUGACCUUGUUUAUACUGUCGCUCCCAUCACAAUACGAGCCGAAGCGCCGUGGUAGUGGCGAUGUCUCUACUGAAACGAAGACCACCGCACAGGUCCUUGUGCUCGGUGAUAUCGGCCGCAGCCCCCGCAUGCAAUACCAUGCGUUAAGCAUUGCUCGUGGCGGCGGCCAGGUGGAUAUCAUUGGAUACUGUGAAUCGGAAGUUCAUCCUGAUAUUUCGGCGGAUCCCCGGAUCUCCGUGGUCCCCAUUCCUCCUCAUCCUCCCUGUUUACAAACGAGCAACAAGCUUCUUUUCCUCGUCUUUGCACCCUUGAAGGUCAUUUUCCAGGUCGUCUCUGUGUGGUGGAUUCUAGCAUACCGUACAAAACCCGUCAGAUGGCUUCUGGUUCAGAACCCACCCUCUAUCCCGACUUUGGCGGUUGCGUCCCUCGCCUGUUACCUUCGACAGACUAGGCUGGUUAUCGAUUGGCAUAACUUCGGGUAUACCAUUCUGGCCUUGAAACUUGGUGACAGACACCCAUUGGUCAGAGUGUCCAGGUGGUACGAGAUCGUGUUUUGCAAGACCGCCACUGCUCACUUCUGUGUUACCAAAGCCAUGGCAUCGGUAUUGAAGAAGGAAUUCGUUCUUGAAGCACCAAUUCUGCCAUUGCACGAUCGGCCGACAAGUCAUUUUAAGCCGAUCUUAGACGAGCGAGAGCGUCAAGAGUUCCUCCUAUCUCUACCCGAAACAGCACCCAUACGAACCCUUAUAAAAGAAGGGAAGGCCAAAGUCGUUGUCAGUUCAACCUCAUGGACACCGGAUGAAGACUUUUCGCUUCUCCUUGACGCCCUGUGUCGUUACUCUGAAUUGUCCAGUACAUCUAGUCCACACUUGCCCGCGAUCCUUGCCAUUAUAACCGGGAAAGGGCCCCAACGUGAGAUGUAUAUGGAACGGGUAUCUAACCUACAAAAAGAUGGAAAACUCAACAAGGUCACUAUCUGUACUGCAUGGUUGAGUACAAGCGACUACGCGCGACUGUUGGCAUCCGCCUCGCUGGGGGUAAGUCUGCACACCAGUAGCAGCGGAGUGGAUUUGCCAAUGAAGGUAGUUGAUAUGUUUGGGUCUGGUUUACCGGUGGUUGGUUGGAGCAAGUUCAGGGCGUGGCCCGAAUUGGUUACCGAGGGUGUCAACGGAAGAGGCUUUGGGGGAUCCGACGAACUUGCAGAACAGCUAAUCGAUCUCCUCGGGAAUCCGAAUGAGCUAGAGACGCUCCGUUCGGGUGCGCGAGAGGCAAGUUCUUACCGCUGGGACGAUGAGUGGAAUCCAGUAGCUGGGAAGCUAUUUGGGCUUGCAUAA
Aspergillus puulaauensis is the source of this 1380-nucleotide messenger RNA. It is a transcript of the gene ALG1, whose product is annotated as chitobiosyldiphosphodolichol beta-1,4 mannosyltransferase. Bases 1 to 1380 code for a protein of 459 amino acids. The record is from RefSeq and is a predicted model, not a curated record. The transcript has 3 exons. Gene Ontology annotation, cellular component: endoplasmic reticulum. Gene Ontology annotation, molecular function: mannosyltransferase activity. Lineage: Eukaryota; Fungi; Ascomycota; Eurotiomycetes; Eurotiales; Aspergillaceae.